Molecule: messenger RNA, 1434 nt
Organism: Diatraea saccharalis (sugarcane borer)
Lineage: Eukaryota; Metazoa; Arthropoda; Insecta; Lepidoptera; Crambidae
Source: the annotation of a GenBank genome assembly
AAUUUGAGAUUACCCGGUGCAAAACCAGAUUUUGUUUCCUUUGUAUUUUGAGAAUGGAAAACCAAUUAAGAUCUUAUUCCGAUAUUGUAGGAGAAUCAUACGAUUCGGAGGGAGUACCUACUGAUACUUCAUCGGAUCAGGUUGAUAUUGAAACUACAAUAUUGAAGAUUUAUAAGAAAUUUGAAAAAAGUGCUUCUCUUGAUCCAGAACUACCAUUACUGUUUAGAAAGUCUCACAGUAGUAUAUUAAAAAAUUGGUUAAAUGGUUUGCCCAAAAGUUAUGAAUGUUUAGAUGCCAGUAGAACAUGGCUUGUAUAUUGGAUUCUGCACUCCCUUUGGCUACUAAAUGACAUGCCUGAUGCAGAAAUAUUAUCACACACAGUAAAGUUCAUAUCUAAGUGCCAACAUGAGGAGGGUGGUUAUGGUGGAGGACCUGGUCAGUUCCCCCACCUUGGUACUACAUAUGCUGCAGUUAAUGCAUUAAGUAUUAUUGGAACAGACGAAGCAUAUGACUCUAUAAAUAGGAGUUCACUCCAAAAGUUUUUAUGGACUGUGAGGGCUGUAGACGGGUCCUUCGCUCUACAUAAAGGUGGUGAACAUGAUAUCAGAGGAGCAUACUGUGCUAUAAGCAUAGCUAAAAUCACAAACAUUUACACAGAUGCAUUAUUUGAUAAAACAGCUGAAUGGAUAGUGGGGUGUCAAACAUAUGAAGGUGGAUUUGCAGGUUGUCCAGGAAUGGAAGCUCAUGGUGGAUAUGCAUUUUGUGGCUUAGCCUCUCUUGCAUUACUUAAUAGAACCACUCUUUGUGAUGUGGAUGCCUUGCUUAGGUGGUGUGUUAAUCGCCAAAUGAGAGUUGAAGGUGGAUUUCAAGGUCGCACCAACAAGUUGGUUGAUGGUUGUUACUCUUUCUGGCAAGGAGCUGCAUUCCCAAUUAUAAGUGCUAUACUAUCAAAAGAAAGCAAAGAAAUGAUCGAAACUGUAUUUUUCAACCAAGGUGCCUUGCAGGAAUAUAUUAUUACUUGUUGUCAAGCAAAUGGCGGUGGACUCAUUGAUAAACCUGGAAAGUACCGUGACAUUUACCACACGUGUUACACAUUGAGUGGGUUGUCAGUGGCACAACAUGGCACUGGACUCGAAGAUGCCUUCAUAGUCGGCGCUCCAGACAACGAGCUGAACAAAGUACAUCCUCUACAUAAUGUCGCACCACACCUUGUUUACAACGCCGUGCAUUACUUCAUAAGACACCCGCCGCCAGUCAAAGACAAAAAUUAAUAAUUAUGUCGCUUGUAAUAUUUGGCCCAAUGAUUAAAAUGUGAUCAGAGAAAGAAAGCAACAUUGUAAAUUAUUAAUUUACAAAAUUUGUAUAGUUAAUACAAUGUAUAAAUGUGAACUUGAAAAAUAUACCUAAAAAUAAUUAUAAAUUUCUUCACACCUU